This is a messenger RNA of Medicago truncatula (barrel medic), 1658 nucleotides long. Its product is annotated as soyasaponin III rhamnosyltransferase. The transcript has a single exon. The coding region runs from base 75 to 1475 and encodes 466 amino acids. The record is from RefSeq and is a predicted model, not a curated record. Gene Ontology annotation, molecular function: UDP-glucosyltransferase activity. NCBI's taxonomy places the organism in Eukaryota, Viridiplantae, Streptophyta, Magnoliopsida, Fabales, Fabaceae.
AUUCACAAUCACAGUCUUACCACUCCAUCCAUCCAUCCAUCCUUAACUCUAUCUUUAAACUUUUCCUAUCCUCUAUGGGUUCAACUGAGAAUGAGAAUGGAAAUUUGAAGCCUCUUCAUGUUGCAAUGCUCCCAUGGCUUGCUAUGGGACACGUACUCCCUUAUUUUGAGUUGGCCAAAAUUCUUGCUCAAAAUGGUCACACUGUCACCUUUAUCAACUCUCCCAAAAACAUUGAUCAAAUUCCUAAACCACCCAAAACAAUUCAACCAUUCAUCAAUUUGGUUAAAUCACCUUUACCACAUAUAGAACAACUACAAGGUGAAGAGAGCAUGCAGAAUAUUCCAAAAAACAUGAUUGGUUAUCUUAAGUUGGCUUAUGACGGUCUACAAGACAAUGUUACUGAUAUACUCAAAACUUCAAAGCCUGAUUGGGUUUUCUAUGAUUGUGCAGCUGAUUGGUUGCCGGCAAUUGCCAAAAGCCUUAACAUUCCUUGUGCUCAUUACAGUAUACUCGCAGCUUUGAACGUAUGUUUCUUUAAUCCACCUAGGGAUCAAGCCGUAAACAUGUGUAGCCCACCAAAGUGGCUUCCUUUCGAAACAAUUGUUUAUCUCAAACCUUAUGAGAUGAUGAGAAUAAAGGAAUCUGUUAAGAAUGAGUCUGGUGGAAAAACAGUCACUACUGCUGAUACCAGCAAAGUAUUCACAAGUGCUGACAUGUUUCUUAUUAGAACCUCUAGAGAACUUGAAGGUCCAUGGUUAGAUUAUCUUUCUCACCGAUACAAGGUUCCUGUGCUUCCUGUUGGAGUUCUUCCACCAUCCUUGCAUAUAAGAGACGACCAACAUGAUGAAAACAACCCUGAUUGGGUCCACAUCAAGGCAUGGUUGGACUCAAAAGAAUCAUCUUCUGUUGUUUACAUUGGAUUUGGAAGCGAGUCAAAGUUAGAUCAACAAGAUUUAACUGAGUUAGCUCAUGGAAUUGAACUUUCUGGGUUACCUUUCUUUUGGGCUUUGAAAGAUCGUAAAGACGGUGUAUCUGAAUUACCUCAAGGAUUCGAGGAAAGAACAAAAGAACGUGGAAUUGUUUGGAAAACCUGGGUACCCCAGAUCAAAAUCUUAGCUCAUCCAUCAAUUGGUGGAUGUAUGAGUCACUGUGGUGGAAGUUCAGUCGUUGAGAUGCUUCAUCUUGGGCAUGUUCUUGUCACAUUGCCUUAUAUACUUGACCAGUGUUUGUAUGCAAGAUUACUAGAAGAAAAGAAAGUGGCUGUUGAAGUACCAAGGAGUGAGCAAGAUGGGUCCUUUACUAGGGACUCUGUAGCCAAAACAUUGAGGUUGGUAAUAGUGGAUGAGGAAGGUAGCACGUGCAGGAAAAAUGCUAAAGAUAUGGGAAAAAUUUUCAGUUCAAAAGAUCUUCACAAUCAAUACAUUAAAGAUUUAAUCGCUGCUCUUCAAAAGCAUAGAGUUCAUUCCGACAGUUAAGCAUAUUUCAUGUGUUUCCCUUUCAAUUUUUUAUUUUAUUUUUAAUCUUAUUGCAAUAAUAGUCCAUGAGAUGUUGAUGUCAGUUCAUUGGCAAGAGUUUGACUUUGUAAUUUCAUGGGACAAAGUUCAAGAGUUUGAUCAUUGUUACCACCAAUAAUGAAAAAUUUAUUUUCCUCAUUUUUU